Molecule: messenger RNA, 1991 nt
Organism: Lolium perenne
Lineage: Eukaryota; Viridiplantae; Streptophyta; Magnoliopsida; Poales; Poaceae
Molecular function (GO): protein binding
Source: RefSeq, a predicted model, not a curated record
GCUAGCAAGUCGAUCGUAUCCUCCUUCCCGAGCCCGACAUCUCUCUCGCGGGCUGGCUCUUCCUCCAGUCGCCGGCUACGGUUCCGCGUUCCCGAGCUCCGCCCCCGUGCCGCCACCGGUAGGUCCACUCCGAGCCCGCGCCGCCGCCGGUCGGUCCCUUCCGCCGACCGCAAGAGGGCGAAAUAACCCCACUCGGCACCACCACCCCCUUCCCCAAUAACGUAAGAGGGCAACUCGUGACCAUCCAGUCUAGUUCGAGGCGAUCCAAGAAACAAGAUGAGUGCGCCCGUGGAGAGGUCCACGAAGGAAAGAACCAUGGAGGCGAAUAAGAGGAAACUACGGAGGGAUGAGGAGGAAGAUGCGUGGAUGCGGAGAUUAGCAACAAUGCGAGAGAGGAGAAAGGAGAAGAUGAUGAGGGAGAAAAUAAAUCUAGAGAAAGCGGGAGAAAAUGACUCGUCUUUUGUGCUGGUGCCAGGGGCGAACCUUUUUUUCACCGAUCCCAAGGCGUUCUUCAGCGAGAUUUACAAAGAUGAGAAACCAGCCCCCAACAAGGUGGAAAUCCCUACUCUUGAUCGCUUCGAAACUCCGACCAUUUUUCACACCCGGCGGUUGCUCCCCAUCCGUGAACCUGGAAGCAAGGCCGUGCUCUCCGCUGCUAAAUCUCUACUUGGGAUCUCAUCCUCUCUCGGUGGCGAGCCGCUCAAACGGUGCUCUGGUUUCUGGAUUGACUUCGACGAGGGGAGCAAAACCGGCACUGUGUUGACGACCGCGCAUCUGAUUCACACAAAUGAUCCUCCUGACACCAGCAGUGACGUCUGGAUAGACGAAGCACAUUACGAUUCGAAAGCUAAUGUCACCGUUCAUUUGCUAGAUGGCACCACUGCAGAGGCACAGCUACUCUACUACCAGCCCCAUUAUGAUCUUGCUGUCUUGAGUGUUAAAGUGGAUCAACCAGUUCAUUUGCCAUCUUUUAACGAAGGAGUAAAAUUUUCUCAGAAGGUUUUUCGGCUAGGAAGAGACAAUUCAUUGAAACUAAGGAUAACAUAUGGUCGGGCAGCAUAUUUUAAUCCAGACAUGUAUGAGCGGUACCACAACAUGUACUUUGAUUGUGCAGAUCAUGAUAGUGAUAGUGAUGAUGAUGAUGAUGAUGAUCAUGAUAACGAGUAUGACGAUGGAGGGAUAGUCAUUGACUUGGAUGGAGGGGUGGUUGGAAUGGUCAACAUUAGUAGCACAUUAGGGUCUUUUAUCCCUUCUUCCAUUUUGCUCAAGUGUUGGGCUUCAUGGAAGAGUAAAGGGAGAAUCCUUCGGCCCCACCUAGGAAUGAUGUUUAAGGCCAUCAAGCUUCUAGAACCUGCCUUUGUUGAUGAUAUAUGGCGUGCAUAUAACAUUGAUGAUGGUCUUAUUGUUCAAGAGGUGUCGAAAGGAUCUUAUGCUGAAAAGAUUGGCAUUGAAAGAGGUGAUAUUAUUGAAUCUUUCAAUGGAAGCUGUAUUUCUACUACAGUUGAGUUGGAAAAUAUGUUGAUGAGUUUAUCCAAUGACUCUUUGGACAGUCAAAAGUGCCUUAAUAAUGAAUUUCAUUUUUCGGUUGUGGUAUUUCACACGCUAAGAAAACAACGAACGACAUCUUUGUUGACAGCAAAUGUAUCAGAAUGUGGAGAAGUUAUAGUAAAAGGUCAUCUCGUCUCUUGAAAAAGGGAUGCAAAUCUACUGGAUAUGUUCCUUUUUUUUCCUUCCAUUAUGUUGUUUCUGUUGUGAACAUUCCAUGACCAUUAGUUCUAGUCUAGAUUCUCGUAAACUUGGUGUACACUAAUAACCGUAUCUUGUAAAAAUGUGUGUGUAGACUGUUCUCGAGAAAUAUACUCAUGAUAUUCUGACACUGUUGGCGGUUAUUAACAUCAUGGUGCCUCUGCAGAAAUAUGGUCUUUGUAAUAUUAUUCGGUAACAAUAUAAGAGACAUCAAGAUGACAUCAAUAUAUGUUCACUUGAGGAUC